This is a messenger RNA of Medicago truncatula (barrel medic), 1075 nucleotides long. Its product is annotated as probable glutathione S-transferase. Gene Ontology annotation, cellular component: cytoplasm. Gene Ontology annotation, biological process: glutathione metabolic process. The record is from RefSeq and is a predicted model, not a curated record. The coding region runs from base 273 to 938 and encodes 221 amino acids. The transcript has 3 exons. NCBI's taxonomy places the organism in Eukaryota, Viridiplantae, Streptophyta, Magnoliopsida, Fabales, Fabaceae. Gene Ontology annotation, molecular function: glutathione transferase activity.
AUAUUCCAUUGAUUACAUAAAAAUGAGAAGAAAUAAAAUAUGGGUACAAUUCACAAGUUUUUAUAUGCUAUGAUCCUAUUUAUUCAUAUAACUCUUGUUGUAAGUGGAAACUUUUUUGAAUUCUUUCACAAGUGCACUCAGGACAGUGAUUGUCCAUCUCUUUUAUGUAGAAACAAGUCUGAAUUACCAAAAUGUAUUGCUGGGUUCAUGUGUCGUUGUCCUAAUGUUUAGUAGUUGCGAAAGUCAAGAGAGUGUUGCAAGGCUAUGGUGUGAUGGCUGCAUCUGAGGAAGAAGUGAAGCUUUUAGGUUCUGUGGGAAGCCCAUUUGUUAUUCGAGUUCAAAUUGCCUUGGAAUUGAAGGGUAUUGAAUACAAAUAUUCGGAAGAAAAAUUGGGUAACUUGAGUGAAACGCUUCUCAAAUACAAUCCAGUUUACAGGAUGGUUCCUGUUUUUGUUCAUAAUGGAAAUCCCAUCUCAGAGUCUCGUGUGAUUCUUGAGUACAUCGAUGAGACUUGGAAACAAAAUCCUAUCUUGCCUUCUGAUCCUUAUCAAAGAGCCUUGGCUCGUUUCUGGUCUAAGUUCAUUGAUGACAAGUGUGUGGCUGCUGCAUGGAUGUCGGUUUUUAUGCCUGAUAAGAAAGAACGCGAGAAAGCUAGUGAAGAACUAUUGAAGGCUCUACAGUUUCUUGAGAAUGAGUUAAAGGACAAAUUCUUUGGAGGACAAGAAAUCGGCUUUGUGGAUAUUGCCGCUCUCUUCAUCCCUUUAUUCCAAGAAGUAGCAGAGUUGCAGUUGUUCACAAGGGAGAAAUUUCCAAAGCUAUACAAAUGGAGUAAAGAAUUUAACAACCAUCCAAUAGUCAAGGAAAUUAUGCCUUCAAAAGAUCAACAAUUUGCAUAUUUCAAAGCUCGCGCUGAAAGCCUUGCUGCUGCAUCAAAAUAGAGUUAUUAGUUGUUUGAAUUUCAUUUCAAAUGGAAUAUAAUCUAUGAUUUCUCAUGUGUAAUAAAGAUCCUGAAGUAUUAUUGUCACUCACUAUUUUAAUCAAUGAAAGACUGUUGCAAGUUUAAAAAAAAAAAAAA